AUGAAAUGCGAAAAUCUUUUCAUACAGUUCGGAUGGCUUAUUCUGAGAAUAACAACAUUCGUUUCCUACCUUGUUUCUUUUCAAGUCAUAUUUUUUCUUAGUUCGCCGUUCCUGUUUAUCUGGAUGAUGACUAAUCGUUUUCUGGACGAAAACGUGAAAUAUAAAUAUGCAUUCAAAAUUCUCUUGCAUUCAUUUAAUUCUCUUGCAGUGAUCGCAUAUUUGUCAUUUCUUCCUGCGCCUAUAAGCCUUGGUGUUUUGAAAGCUCAGAACAAGGAACAUUGGGAGCUUUGUCUUGGUUUAUUCGUCUUCAGUAUUUUAUAUUGCUGGUUCUGGAUUUGUUUUCGAGAAGUCUUAGACGAUGUCGAUUUUCAGGUCCAACUCGAAUUUUUUCUUGAAAAUUUGAAAGAAGAGGAGAAGAAGAUUGUUCCUGAAAUAAAUACUCCAAGGCCUGAACAAACUGUAAACACAGUUUCACUUAUUGAGGAGAAAAACACUCAAAUCAAUGGACUUGAAAUGAACAUCAAAAGAUUGACAAGGGAAAAUAAAGGAAUGGCCAUGGAAAUCCAUGAGUCCGAAGAAAAAAUUAAAAACUUGGAGAAGAAUAUUAAUUCUCUCUUUUCCAUGAAUAAAAAACUUACUUCUGAGAAAGACGAAAAGACAAAUACCUGUAAUUUGGCAAUUCAGGAAAUCCAAGGGUUAAGAAUAAAGGAGGAGCUCAUGUUGAGGGAAAUCGCACAACUUAAAUUUCAGAAAGCCUCUCAGGAGCCAAACGAGUGCUCUAUCUGUUCUAUCGCAUACGAUUCUGGUCAGCAUGCGACAUCAAUCUCAAAAAUCUGUGGUCAUAUUCUUUGCAAGCGAUGCUUGGAACAAAUUCAGCAGAACACUGGAAGAUGUCCUUUCUGCAAUAAACCCUAUCAAUUGACAGACAUUCUCCCAGUUUUUGGCGACCUUUAA
Oikopleura dioica is the source of this 954-nucleotide messenger RNA. NCBI's taxonomy places the organism in Eukaryota, Metazoa, Chordata, Appendicularia, Copelata, Oikopleuridae. The record is from the annotation of a GenBank genome assembly.